AUGGCUGUGGAGCAGGUAGACAUCAAGCGGCUCCCGGAUGGCACGUCCCGGGGUUUCGCUUUCGUCAAGUUCUCCGACCACGAUGCAGUGGAGAAAGUCAUCGAUGCCCAUGCGAAGCACAUGAUUGACAACAAGUGGGUGGAGGUCAAGCGCCACGACGGCAUCGCCGCAUCAGCGGGGCUUACCAGCUCCAUGCAGAAGGCCACAGAAGAGCCUGAGGAAGAAGCGGAGCCCCCGGGAGAGGAGUUUGCUGAGAAAUGGUCUGAGCAGUAUCUCGCGAUGGCUUCGAAGCUCGCCGAGAAUGAGAAGGACGGUGGAGGUGAGAAAGAAGCUGGCAAAGAAGGCGGCAGUUCCAAGAAGAGCCCCUUCGAGAAGCUCAUGAAGCAAAUGGGCAUGGAUGCGGCCGUCAUGAAGCAGAUGGGCAUGGACCCGAAGCAGAUGGAGGGCAUGUUCAAGCAAAUGGGCAUUGACCCCUCCAUGAUGACGCAGAUGAUGGGUAGUAUGAACCCUAUGAUGAUGAUGGGCGGCAUGAUGAACCCUAUGAUGAUGGGUGGCAUGGGCGGCUGCCCUAUGGGCGGUGGCUGCCCAGGCGGUGGGAACAGCGGCUGCAGUGGUAGUGGGAACUCUGGCGGCGGUUGUGGUGGGAGUUGUGGUGGCUGUGGACCUGGACCUGGACCGGCUGGCUGCGGCGGCUGCGGACCAGGCGGUGGUAACUGCGGGCCGCCAGGUGGCUGCUGCAUGGGAG
Messenger RNA from Symbiodinium necroappetens, 745 nucleotides. The record is from the annotation of a GenBank genome assembly. Lineage: Eukaryota; Dinophyceae; Suessiales; Symbiodiniaceae.